UGACGGCUACUUCACCACGAGUAGGGCAAGAUUGCAUACUGUCACGUGCCUAUUUCCGCAUUGUACUAUUGCCAUCAGGUCGAGGGAGGAUGCCUUUUCCAUCCUAAGAGAGUCAGUCCAUGAACAAGCCUGGAACUGACUGCAAGUCCGUUCGCGUCACCCGUCGCUAUUACCUGAACCAUCUGGGAUUGGGUUGUGGAAUGACCAGUUUGGCGCUGCGUGAAUCCGGGAAGGGACCAAUCAGGGCCCGCCAAACACGAACAUUCGGGACGCCUGAUGGAAGACGGCUUCGAUAUUUAGGCGGCAGACCCGACGGAGGGAGGGUAAGAAUCAGCCCAACACAUCGCUUCGGAGUCCACGUGGAAGCAACAUGGCCUCGGAAAAACUGCCGCACAGCUAUCCAACUCGCCGGGCCACGGUCGGGAAGCCCUCCGACCAAGCGCCGACCGACAUUGACCGGCGCCUUUGCCAACGCCUGGUGCCGCUGCAAGUGCUGGGGUUGGGACUCUCGCGCACCGGCACCUCCUCCCUGCGACAAGCCCUCCUCGACCUGGGAUACGACGACUGCUAUCACUUUGCGUCCUGUAUGAAUGAGAACCCCCGGGACUGCGACCUCUGGUGCGCCGCCCUCGAGGCCAAGUUCCAAGGUCAAGGGCGCCCCUUCACGCGCACAGAAUGGGAUCAACUGUUAGGGCACUGCCAGGCCGUGACUGACACCCCCUGCGUCGUCUUCUACGCCGAGCUGCUGGCAGCUUACCCAGACGCCAAGGUCAUUCUCACUGUGCGCGACAGCCCGGAGCAGUGGUUCACAUCCAUCUGCAGGACCCUGAUGGAUACCUGGUUUGAUGUGUUCCACACCCCGACACGCUCCUUACAAGCGCGCGUGUAUCGCCUCUUCAUUCCGGAGACGCGACUGCACCGGUUAUCCGACCUGUUGCAUCGUCACUACAUGUUCGGCUUCAUGCAUAACUGGGGGCUGCACUUCUACCAAGGCUAUAAUGCGGAGAUUCAGCGGAUUGUGCCCGCGGAUCGCCUGUUGUUAUUUAAUGUCAAGGAGGGGUGGGAGCCUUUGUGUCGCUUCUUGGGUAAAGAAGCUCCCCCGUGGGACUUCCCCCGGAGCAAUGAGGCCGCCGACUUCAUUCAGACCCUCCAGGGCUACCACACCGGGCUGGCGGUGCAAGUGAAACGCCGCAUGCGGUGGCUAGCUGGAAUGACUCUGGGUGUGAUCGCGGCGGGGGCCACCGGAUGGUAUUGGGCUUAUUGAGCUGGACAGGGCUAUUCCUUCUCCAAGUUCAGCUCCAGGUCUCCCCAGCCAAGAUGGAUGUGAUAUUACCAGCCAUGCUAGGCCUCUCCUCAUCCGAUCUGGAGGUUUGAAAACUGCAGCUCCCAUGCAAGCACGGCAGAGCCGAUGGGAGGAAAAAUGAAGGUGAACACAGAAACAACGAACCACAAAACCGGCAGUAAUUCUAGUACUCUCUUCCGGGAUUCAAG
This is a messenger RNA of Aspergillus sclerotioniger CBS 115572, 1491 nucleotides long. RefSeq names its product sulfotransferase family protein. The transcript has a single exon. Bases 371 to 1264 code for a protein of 297 amino acids. Lineage: Eukaryota; Fungi; Ascomycota; Eurotiomycetes; Eurotiales; Aspergillaceae. The record is from RefSeq and is a predicted model, not a curated record.